GGAGGAGGAGGAGGAGGAGGAGGAGGAGGAAGCUGGCCUGAAGAUGCAGAGGCUGUUGGAGCCUCCACGGAGAUCGGCUUUCACUGCUGAAGCCACCAGCUCCUUGGCUUUGCGCUGACAACAUCCACGCCACCUUCGCCGCAGGGUGCUCUCUCCCAGGCUUAAGACGUCACUGGUCACCGUGAAGGAUUCAGAUACCCAAAAGGAUAAAUUAAUUGCUGGGUGUCGACUCUGGACGGUAUUUCCGUUUCAUAUUUGCAAUGGAGAAAUAUGAAAAAAUCAGCAAGAUUGGCGAAGGCUCCUAUGGUGUGGUGUUCAAGUGCCGGAACAAAGACACAGGUCAGAUUGUGGCCAUCAAGAAGUUUCUGGAAUCGGAAGACGAUCCCGUUAUCAAAAAGAUUGCCCUUCGCGAGAUCCGCAUGUUAAAGCAACUGAAACACCCCAACCUGGUCAACCUCUUGGAGGUUUUCCGGAGGAAGAGGAAACUCCACCUGGUCUUUGAAUACUGCGACCACACGGUCCUCCAUGAGCUGGACAAGAACCCGCGGGGAGUCCCAGAGCAUCUCGUGAAAAGCAUCGUUUGGCAGACCCUCCAGGCAGUGAACUUUUGCCACAAGCACAAUUGCAUCCACAGAGACGUGAAGCCAGAGAACAUCCUCAUAACCAAGCAUUUUGUCAUCAAACUCUGUGACUUUGGCUUUGCUCGCAUCCUCACCGGGCCCAGCGAUUACUACACAGACUAUGUGGCCACUCGGUGGUACCGGUCUCCUGAGCUGCUCGUGGGGGACACCCAGUAUGGCCCCCCCGUGGACGUCUGGGCCAUCGGCUGCGUCUUUGCAGAGCUGCUGUCUGGGAUCCCUCUGUGGCCGGGGAAAUCGGAUGUGGACCAGCUUUACCUGAUCAGAAGGACGUUGGGGGACCUCAUUCCCAGGCACCAGCAAGUCUUCAGCACAAACCAGUUCUUCAGCGGGGUGAGAGUUCCGGACCCAGAGAGCAUGGAGCCUCUAGAAAUGAAAUUCCCAGGCAUUUCCUACUCGGCCCUCGGACUCAUGAAGGGCUGCCUCCACAUGGACCCUGCAGAGCGGCUGACCUGCGAGCAGCUCCUGCAGCACCCCUACUUCGACAGCAUCCGAGAGGUUGAGCUGGGGAGGGAGCGAGAGAGAUCCCUCACGCGGAAGCCAAACCGGCCCACACGGAAGCACAUCCCUGGGUUACAGUACCUGCCCCAGUUAACUAGCAGCAACAUUCUACCUGCUUUGGAUAACAAGAAGUACUAUGCAGCACAAGAAAACUGAACUACCGUUUCCCCAAACAUCUAAAA
This is a messenger RNA of Lacerta agilis (Sand lizard), 1321 nucleotides long. It is a transcript of the gene CDKL1, whose product is annotated as cyclin dependent kinase like 1. The record is from RefSeq and is a predicted model, not a curated record. Gene Ontology annotation, cellular component: nucleus. Gene Ontology annotation, molecular function: ATP binding; cyclin-dependent protein serine/threonine kinase activity. The coding region runs from base 261 to 1295 and encodes 344 amino acids. Gene Ontology annotation, biological process: protein phosphorylation. NCBI's taxonomy places the organism in Eukaryota, Metazoa, Chordata, Lepidosauria, Squamata, Lacertidae. The transcript has 10 exons.